AUGGCGGCAACGAUUGUCCAUCAGAGCGCAGUGCCCGAUGGUCCUGUGAAGACUGGCGCCUCACACGCCGUCGUCGAGGUGCCACCAUGGAAGAUUGCUGCCGGCAAGAAACGCGAUACACAGUGGCAACAGAUCCCGGAGGAGUGGCGUUUGUCACCGCUACCGUCCCCGUUACCAAGAUCGACAUUAGCGUAUCUGGAGGCCACGUCGUUACUCGAUGACAAGGAGAAGAGCAUCACUUCGACCCUCUCCGCAGACCAUCUGUUGACGCAGAUUCAUUCGGGCGUGCUGUCCUCACUGGAGGUCACAGCGGCAUUCUGCAAAAGAGCUGCUAUUGCUCAGCAGCUGUCGAGAUGCUGCACUGAGAUGAUGUUCGAUAGAGCUAUGAAGCGAGCAAAGGAGCUCGAUCGCCAUCUGCACGUCAACGGAAAGGUCGUCGGACCCCUCCAUGGGCUACCGGUCAGUAUCAAAGAUGUGUUCGACGUUGAGGGAUUCGACACCAGUAUAGGCUGGGUGGGACGAUGUGGAAAGCCAGCAACAACGAACAGCACGCUGGUAGACAUACUGCAACAGCAAGGAGCUAUCAUCUAUUGCAAGACCAAUGUUUCACAGUCACUCAUGAUGUCUGACUCCUACAAUCACGUCUUCAAGCAAUCGGUCAAUACACUGAACAGAGACCUGAUUUCUGGCGGUAGUUCUGGAGGCGAAGGCGCUCUGGUCGGCUGCCAUGGUAGCCUUGUAGGCAUCGGGACCGAUAUUGGCGGUUCAAUUCGCAUUCCAGCCAAUCUCCAAGGGCUCUACGGCCUCUCGCCAAGCACUGGUCGCGUCCCGUUCGAUAAGAGUGUGCCUAUAGCCUCGAGCCUCUCCACAAUCGAGACGUUCAUGAAAGGUGUGGCUGCCGGACAGCCAUGGCGACAGGAUGUGACCACGUAUCCGAUUUCCUGGCGCCAGGAACUUGCACAGAAGUCUUCUCGGCCCCUUCGUAUAGGCUACUAUGUUGAUGAUGGCAAUGUCAAAGUCCAGCCACCAGUCGAGCGCGCGAUGCGUGAAACAGUGGAAAAGCUGCAAGCUGCCGGCCAUGAAAUGAUCCCUUGGGAUGUCAACUCUCAUGUGGAAGCGCACCGGCUUUGGACCAAAGCCAUUCUCUUCGAUGGCGGGCGCGACGUCAGCAAAAUGCUUGAGGAGAGCGGAGAGCCACUCGUGCAAGGAAUGCUCGUCGGCAAGGCUGCUGACUGUCUCUCGAUUCAAGAGGCGGAGGAGUACAUUCCAUCCAUAGCUCGACCGCCUCCGAAUGGCUAUCCAAACGCUUACCUCCAUCGCUGGAACGCAAACUCAAUCGACGCCCUCAUCAUGCCCGUCCUACCCUGGGUCGGCUUCCGCCCGAAAACAUGGGUCAAGUCCUCCCAAUGCGUCAGCUACACCGGGCACUGGAACUUCGUCGACUUCGCCGCCCUCACUAUUCCCGUCACUGUUGCACGUCUGGAUGAUGUGGGCGACGAUGCGUGGAAAAACCAUGUGCCUAGGAAUGAGAGUGAUCGUUUCAACUGGCAUCAGUAUGAUCCGAAGUUGGUGGAGGGGAUGCCUGUGUGCGUGCAGGUCGUGGGCGGGAGGUUUGGGGAGGAGAUAUGUGUUGGUGUUGGGAAGGCGGUCGAGGCUGCAUUGGGGAGGUGA
Messenger RNA from Cyphellophora attinorum, 1671 nucleotides. Its product is annotated as putative amidase PB8B6.03. The transcript has 6 exons. The record is from RefSeq and is a predicted model, not a curated record. NCBI's taxonomy places the organism in Eukaryota, Fungi, Ascomycota, Eurotiomycetes, Chaetothyriales, Cyphellophoraceae. Bases 1 to 1671 code for a protein of 556 amino acids.